AUGCGUCCCCCCUCGAACCUCCUGACUGCCCUCCUCGUCCUUCACACCAGCAAUUGGGCUGUGCUGGUCUGCACGUCUCGCUUCUGGUUCAACUACCGCCACCUCGCCAACGUGCUCUCCAUCUACCGCACCGUGAAGCGUCUCGGCAUCCCCGACUCCCAGAUCAUUCUCAUGCUGCCUGACGACAUGGCCUGCAACCCGCGGAAUGCUUUUCCUGGCACCGUCUACUCCAACGCCGAUCGUGCUGUCGACCUGUACGGCGACAAUAUCGAGGUCGACUACCGGGGCUACGAGGUCACUGUCGAGAACUUUAUCAGGCUCCUGACCGACCGCGUGGGCGAGGAGACCCCGAGAAGCAAGAGACUGCUGACCGACGACCGGAGCAACAUCCUCGUGUAUAUGACGGGCCAUGGCGGCAACGAGUUCUUGAAAUUCCAAGACGCCGAGGAAAUUGGCGCUUUUGACCUUGCCGACGCAUUCGAGCAGAUGUGGGAGAAGAAGAGGUACCACGAGAUCCUCUUCAUGAUCGACACCUGCCAGGCCAACACGAUGUACACGCAGCUGUAUUCGCCCAGGAUCAUCGCGACGGGCUCAUCGGAGCUGGAUCAGUCAUCGUACUCGCACCAUGCCGACAACGACGUGGGCGUCGCUGUCAUCGACAGGUACACCUACUACAACCUUGAGUUCCUCGAGACGCACGUGGGCGACCUCAGCAGCAAGAAGACGCUGGGCGAGCUGUUCGACAGCUACACCUACGAGAAGAUCCACUCCAACGCCGGCGUGCGUUACGAUCUAUUCCCGGGUGGCGAGGACGCCGCCCGGUCCAGACUCGUGACUGAUUUCUUCGGGAACGUCCAGAAUGUCGAGGUCGACGGUACCAAGAACUCCACGCUAGAAGAGGACCUGUUAGGGCUGAGUAGGCACAUCGCCGAGCUGCGGCGGAGGGCCGAUGCCCAGGACGAGACGCACUCCCAGCAAGGAAACGCCUCGCAGGGAGAGAAGAGGUGGGAGACGGCGGCAGCACCAAUCCACAAGAUACAGGCUGCCAAGCCAUUGACAGAUGACAAUUGGUGGACCAAGAAGCUGCUGGGGGCGGUUGUCCUGGGAGGCUGUGUUUCAUUAUGGGGUCUGGGUUCUUUUUUCGAGAAAUCUGGUAGGUCAUAA
Cryphonectria parasitica EP155 is the source of this 1164-nucleotide messenger RNA. RefSeq lists its product as uncharacterized. The transcript is spliced from 3 exons. Gene Ontology annotation, molecular function: GPI-anchor transamidase activity. NCBI's taxonomy places the organism in Eukaryota, Fungi, Ascomycota, Sordariomycetes, Diaporthales, Cryphonectriaceae. Gene Ontology annotation, cellular component: GPI-anchor transamidase complex. The coding region runs from base 1 to 1164 and encodes 387 amino acids. Gene Ontology annotation, biological process: proteolysis; attachment of GPI anchor to protein; protein localization to cell surface. The record is from RefSeq and is a predicted model, not a curated record.